UUCUAUUCUAUUCUAUUCUAUUCUAUGCACACUCAGGUGGACAUAGUUGACUUUGAGCAAACACAUCCCUGCCCACACUCCAAAAGAAUAACUACCUAACAUUACUUUCACAAACCUCCGUGGCUGGAUCUUUGUGGGUCCUUUGCACGGUCAGCGAGGCAACCACUGGGGUGGACACAAGGAACAAAAGGUUGCCAUCGCUCAGCGUCUCCUGCUUAAUUGCUGCCGUUUGUCGGCGUGUCAUUUCCUAUUAUUUGUGAUCCAAUUGCAUGGCAACUCGUCAGCUGAUGUGUUGGGCGAUGUUCAAUAAGGCAGAACAUACCAAACCAUCUAUCACCGGCGCCAAAGUGAAGCUUUAGAUAUUUAUGCAAGCACGCAUGUGUGUGUGUGCACGCACUUUCAAGCACCCAACCCACGUUUUCUGAAACUUAUAAAAACGAACAGCAGGUGGCAAGUAACUGUAGCUUCAUAAAUUUCUACACCUAUAGUUUGCUUUCGCUCUCCCGAGCACAUCGCCCACCAUUACCCUCGUGACUAAGGCCAGCUGGAUAUUCCUGGCCCGUUGGUCAAUACUUCAAAGCUGACAGCGCCUUACGAAGGUGAAUGUUGUUCCAGGCGAACAAAUCUGGAUUUUGUAUGACCACCCCGCGAUAGCAGAAAAUCGAUCCUUGGGCAGACAAGUCACAACCACUUGCCUGGCAACACCAUUCUUACAUCUGGCAAUAGUAUGGCCAUGUGGCUGACCCAGAUGUCGCCUUGCCUACAGUAGAAAAACAUUUUAAUGCCUUCAGCACCACGGUCUUUUCGGAUAUACCACAAUAUGUUAUGGGAAUUUCAAAACUUAUUUUUAUUUUUAUUUUAUUUUGACUUUUGUUUUAUUUUGAUUUUGUUUUAUUUUGAUUUUGCUUUAUUUUCACUUUAACUUAAGGGAUUUUUAUUUUCGAUUUUUAGAGUGUUUCCUGUGUGGCUAAUGGGUACCAUCCCCCUCCCCGGUUUCCCUCAUACGAGGCUCUCCACUAAUGACAUCUUUGAAAGCAAUCUUGAACUGCGUUUGUUGAAGUCUUGUAAAUGCCUCCAUGCUCAAACCUGACACAUUAUUAAAUAAGACUGGAAAAAAUAACCAGGGUUAUAUAUGUCAAGAACACGAAGCGGUGAUAAGUUAACCACACACACACAAAGUUUACUAUUAAAUUUUUCUGCUCGUUUUACCAAACUGUACCUUCAGGACAGCCUUCAGUACCUAUGUAUUGCACCUAUAGACCAUUCCUUUGAGUGCGGGUCCCGUUGGCCAUGUCGCAUCUCUCUCUACUUUCAGGAGGUGAGGAGUGAGGCAUUUUUGGAGGAAGUGGUCAGAACUAUUACAGUCAUUGCAUGAAGCUGUCAUUAUUAUAGUUAUCACAAGCACCUCACACUGUUAAAGCCACAUACACUUCUCACUAUUACAGUUUCCGGUGCUCACAGAGAGAGAGAACCAUAACAUCUGUUACCUGAUUGCUGGUAGUUAAGCCAGUAUGUCGGGCUAUAUAGCAAUUCAAUAGAAUUUUUUUUUUUUUUUGAAUAGACGGGGAAUUAAUUCAGGUAGGGACGUGAAAUUCGCUGAUAUGCCAGCCGAACCAGUUCGAAGCACUGGCCGCACGAUCAACAAGUUCCAAAAACUUCGCUCUGCUCACAAACCGCACGUGCGCGCCGCAGGAGACAACCGCGCGAGAGAUCGAGAGCGAGUAAGCUCCCCUACUCUUCACCCACUUACACCCACACCCACCCCCUCUCUGCCCUCGCAGCUCUCACGUGGAGAGGUUGACAGCCCCCAGUUCUGCAGACGAUCACAACUGACCACUCAGCGGUGAGUGUCGCCUCGCAGGUGACCAAACUGAAGUAUUUCGCCAGGUAAAUGGCCGGGACCUCUCCACACAAGGUGCCCCAUCCUGCUGGAUAAUAUUGUGAGGAGAAAAUACAAACCCCAGGCUUCGAUGUGUGAUCAGAAUUAACUUUGGGCUUUUUUCCCUCCUCGUCAUAUGCACAGCAAUCGAGAAGGUUACUUCACCUAUGCACGGGACAGCAGGCUGAGGGGGUCAUCGAUGCCCAUACGCAGGCUUGAGGAGGAGGGGGACAGGCGGGCAGGCACCCCGCCGCGACUUGUGGCCCCCCGACCGUCGCGCGCUGGGUCUCCCGCCCUCGACAACUUUAGUCGACGUGUGAUACACCACCAGAGCCCUCGACAACGACAUGCCGACGCCAGCACGGCUGAAAUGAUACGCUUCGUGAGGGACUACCAGCUGGACAGACAACCCACCUUGCUGAGGCUGCAGAAGAGGGCGCCUUUACCUGGCAUCGGACAGAUGACGAGUUCCUUACAAGAACAGCAGGACUGUUACCGAAGUGAUGUCAACGACAACGUCGACUACGACCACAGUGAGCAGUUGCUGGACGAUGAGGUUGCUGCCAUCGCAUACGGAGCCGGUGAUCCGCUGCGCCAUGCGGGAUACCUAGACAACGCCGACAACGGGAUGAUGGCGAGAAAUAACGGGAAACGACGCAGCAACCGAUUUACCUCCAAACCUUCCGCGGACCUCAACGCCUCGUACCGAAUUCCUGUUCGGCCAUUGGACAACCACAGUCACGUGGACGUUCGCAAGCGUGCUAAGCGACAGGAUCUGGGCAGAUCACUCAUGCAGCUUCCGCCUAUUGUGAGAGACGAUUUACCAGAGCGUCCUAGUGCUCCAUCCCCUUCCCGGACUCCCCCCUUGACUGAAGAAGAAGAUGAUAACCUCCCGGUGGACUUCAUCGAUACCGUUUAAUGCUUGUGGCUGAUACGAUUACCAGGGGUUUAUUUUAACAAUCCAGUUACCUCCCCUGUAUGCAUAUUUCUCGGAAUAGAGAUACAGUUGGAAGAGGGCAUUCAACUCUGUACGUCGUACCUCACUUCUUUUAUUUACAUCAUAAAGCGAUUUGUUCUCAAACAACAGACGAUAGUUAGAUCAACCUAAACAAAAAUAAUUAUCACGUAUAAGAGAUAAAUUUGUACAUUAGGAGUAAACGUCUGUUGCUUAAAAAAAAAAUUAAACUUGGAGAUGCAGAGUGCAAAUUAAAACCAAAAAAAAGAACUCCUCAGAGCACCCUAUGCAUUUCAAACUGAUAAAACUUUAUGCUGUUAAGAGCCCAAAAGAGUUUUACUUGAUAAAGUUAUGAAAAAAAUAAUGUUAAUAAGGGCAUAAUCAGUUGAGCUGACAAAUUCUUUUAAAGAAGGCAAACUAUAGUUAAAUGGUAGUGCAUGGUUUGAAAGGUAUUGUAAUCGACGAGGUGAUCCCGAUAAGUUAACAUGUGGUUAGUUAUAGGAGCAGACAGGCACAUUCCUAUGAUAGGACAUGAUUUCAUUGACUGCAAACAUCAUUUUGUGACUUCACCUUCAGAAACUGACGGUCUGCACCAACUCAUCUCAAAAAUCUCAUUCUUGACCCUUGUAUCACUGCAUUUUUCACACUUCAGAAAGCACAUUUAAGUAUAUUUUAUUUAAAUGUGUACCAAAUAGCAAAAUGUGGAUUAUCAGUGUUUGUGUACACACACAAAAAAAACCAUAUGAUUAUGUAUCAUUAUUAAACCUCUGAAUAUUUCAUUCAUUUGCGUGUGGACCUGCAUGUAAUAUAUUACACAAAAACCUCAUAAAGAUUCUCCGUAUGGCGACUAUCUCCUGUCUAACCCAACAAUUUUUCAUGGACAUGACUAGGUAUAAUUUUUAUAAACAUCAUCUCUAUUACAACUCACCCUAAUGCGACUUACGACUGACAGUUUGUAUUCUAUUACGAGUCUUUUGCUGAAGUUGCAAGUUAAAAAAUAUUAAGUACUUUUUAACAGACUACUUAUGGCCAACUGUUUGUCACAUUAUGUUUCUCCUUUCUGUAGAAAUAUUGUAAAAAUAAAUUGAGUACAUUUUUGAGAGUGCUUGUUCAUUGGGUCAGAGGUCAAUUCAUAUUUAGUCAUUGUAGAUAAGUCAAAUAGACCCCACUAUGACCAUCUCCCACAUACGUAUACGUCGUCUGAACACCGGAAGUCGAAUCGGUCACUGAUGGCACGAGUACCUUUCGGAGUCAACUAUUGCCAACAGAACUAUGCGUUGUGAGAUUAGUUUUCUAAAUGUUUCUAAGCCAUGUUUUGUACGAAGUUGGCUGAUGUUGACUUUUGGUGAUGGGCCGAUGUGGUCUGACAUGAGACAAUAUAGUCAUGGUGGGGUCGAUUUGACUCGAGAGCUGAGAGAAAUGCAAGAUAGGUGGUGGCGGGGGAAAGCUGAGGAAAUUCAGCACUUCGCCAACACGCACAAUGCAUGUAAGCUCUUCAUUGCCCUGAAGCAAGUCUAUGGUCCAGCAAGAUCAGGCUGCUCCCCGCUCUUGGCGUUUUAUGGAUCCAAACUGAUCAAUUACCAGGAAGAACUCAAGAAACGCUGGGAUGAACAAUUCUCGUUGCUCAAACAAUUGAUUGAACAGCCCUCUAGCAGAUCCCCCUACAGUCUGUCCUGGUACGUCCCUUACUCUAAAUGAAAUAGAGAAGGUUAUUAACUCUGAGAGGGUAUGAGGGAAAGAUGGCCUCCCAAAUGAAUUAGUAGGCCUUAAUAUCCGGAAUACACCAUUAAAUACCGUCUGGGCAGCUCGCUAUUUCACCUCAGGUGCCUGAGAGCAAAGUCAAAGUACCUCCACAAACUCCUACGGGAAGACUCUUUUACUGAAUGUCUGUGAAAACUGUCAUUCGCAAUAUUUUUUUUUUUUUGCAAUGUGAGUAGUCAAAGAAUGUGUGCUAACAAAAUAACACUAUGGUCAGAUCAGCAUCAACAUUCAGUUGUUUUAAAUACCGAUUUACCACUAAGCACUGUUAAAGAACUUCAGUUCAAUGUAAUAUGUCUUCAGCAUUGAUGGUGUGCCUCCAAACAGCAGUUUUACCCAUAACCAAAGAGAUGGGUAUUUAUUUGACAUGAGUUUAUUAACAUAUAGUGUGCAACAAUAGCACAAAAAGAACCUGCAUGAUUAAAUAUGGCAUUCAUGACUCUCCUCGGAUGUCAACAUGCAAAAAAGGCGAGCGUCUGACAAGAAAUACAGUUAUUUUAUAAUUAAGACUUCUCCCGCCCACCUGACCUAAGUCUCAAUUUUUUUUAAAAUAAAAUUACAGA
Molecule: messenger RNA, 5155 nt
Organism: Pomacea canaliculata
Lineage: Eukaryota; Metazoa; Mollusca; Gastropoda; Architaenioglossa; Ampullariidae
Exons: 3
Coding region: 2016-2798 (260 amino acids)
Source: RefSeq, a predicted model, not a curated record